Messenger RNA from Physcomitrium patens, 8245 nucleotides. RefSeq lists its product as uncharacterized. Lineage: Eukaryota; Viridiplantae; Streptophyta; Bryopsida; Funariales; Funariaceae. The record is from RefSeq and is a predicted model, not a curated record. Gene Ontology annotation, molecular function: helicase activity.
AUCUUUUAGGGUUACCUGGUCAUUGUCUUCCAACACCCCUUUCGCAGGCAAUCUGCCUCCUCGUUUCCUCUGUCGUGCUGCCUGUCCUCAUGCCUUCUCGGGCUUCAUGAUCUCCCUGAGCCUUAUGCCCUUCCCUGUCCUCCAUCAUCACCAGCUUUUGCAAUGGCCCACGACGUCGUGGCACGCCUCGUUAAUCGCUGGGAGGAAAUCCAAGAUGUUUCGGAGACCGAGACUGAUGACAUCGUCGAAUCUGAAUUCCGUCGCUUGAAGGAGAAUUGGUUUGUGGAUGCGUUCAAGCUUCUCCAGAGUGCCCCACAGGAGGAGCAUUGCUGGUGCACUUUCAAGUCUGUCAUGUUUCCGCUGCUUGAGCCUUUCUCAUUUUACUUUGAAUCCCCUAAUCCGCAGUCAGACUUGCAUGCACUUUGGCGGCGUCUGUGUUCCGAGCUCAGUGAAUGCGUUAACUGUGUCGUUCUACACCACAAAGCAAAGGAGGAUUAUAAGAGAGACUACCAUGAGGUUCACGUAGAACCUUUGCUGUCUGCUUUGCAGGUGUUGGAUGAAGAGCGUGUAGCAUUUCAUCUCAAAUCGCUCAUGAAGAUAAUCCAAGAUGGAAAGUAUGACUCUGGAAAGCAUACCAAUGAAGUGAUUACUGUCAUGUUUGAGGUACUUAUGUUUCCAUCUUUAUUAGAGGAUGCAGAAGUGAGUGAGCUUUUUGCACCGUUUCUGCAGUAUGUAGAGGACUCCCACGACCUUGCCUUGGCCAAGGGCCCGCAGUAUCCGGGUGUGUACACACUUCUUGUUCAUUCGGAUCAGAAAGUUCGGAGAGUAGCUUUUAAACUUGUUCAGUCACUUGAAAUGAUUAAGGAUGCUCAAGAGAUGGAGGCUAUUGCUCCUCUUUUGGAAAAAAUAAUGCAUAGCCUUGAAUUUGAAGAAUUCGAGUCAGGAACAUCUGGCGCCGGUCCGAGGAAACUCAUCGUUGGAGAGAAAAAGAUCAUGCAGUCGUCGCAAUUCGGAAAAUCGCGGUCGAGGGUUCGCUUUAGGCGAGAAACUUUGUGGCUGGGCCUACCUAACAUAUUGGAGCGUCUGCAACCUGCUGCUCUUGACGGAAUUGUGGAGCGCUAUUCAGUGUUUGUGAGCAUUGUGCUCAAUCAUGUCAGUGAGGAAAACUCUGUAUUCUACAACGCUCUCAAGUGCCUGGAGCUUUUACUCUGUAACCUAGGCUAUAGCUUUUGGCUGCGCACAACUUUUUCGCCUGGAGUAGUGCGUAAUACUCUUGUCAGCCAGUGCUUUCAUUCGAAUGAGCAACGGAUGCACAAGAGCAUUUUUGAGCUGUUUCCUCCCUUUUUGAUGUCUUUAGAAACGCUGCAAGAUGCGUACGAGCGGCAGCGACGUCGUCUACUAUAUUUCUUGCUGCAACAAGUGCCAGCCAGCAGGAACUUCAACCUUACUAUGCGCUGGAAAGCUCGUCAGGUCUCCUUCAGAAUAAUCUAUAGCGGUUACAUCAUGGAACCUCCUUUGCCACCAUGGGAGUGCGCUCAUGUCUGGGGGCCACCAUUGGUUGAGACAUUGAAAGACCCCAACAUGCAUGAUUCCUUCCGAUCUGCAGCUUUUGAUCUCAUUCAGACUAUUUUAGCCGCGGAUACCUCAGCACUAGCUGCCUUUUCACGGAAGUCAGAGAGUUCAGCACAUCCUUGGAGCCACCUUUGGGAACGCUGUAGGGACGAAAGUGAUCAUGAGUUGAGAGCUGGAAGUGAGAGCUCCCGAGAUCAAGAUUAUUGGAAAAUUCUCAAGAAAGUCAGUGAUACGGUGUUCGAAGGACUUGAGAAGUGGUCCUGUGUCCCUUUACUUUGGGUUGAGGUUUUGGGUGGUGUGUUGGCCUAUCCCACGAGCUUUUACAAAUCUGUGUUGUGGGCUUAUGGACGAAUAGCUAUUUUUGAUAUACCAGGUAGUAUGAAGGUGUUGCAUCUUGACGUAGACUCCAGGGUUUUGAGGUGGGAAAUGCCGAAAGGUUAUGAUGAUCAGAGCGACAAUGAUGCAUGUGAAAAUGUAGUUUCUGUCCAGAAAAAUAGUAUGCAACUGAUCAGCACCUUCAAAAGAUAUGCAGAUGGGUUUCUAGGACGCUUGGGCACCGUAUUGCACCACUUGACUUUGGAGCCCUGGUUCGCUGAACCUCUCUUGCUGUUGCUGAUGAGCUCAAAUCCUGUUUGGAAGGAGGUCGCUCAGAAAGUUCUCGUUCAAUCUGGUGCAAGUUCAUCUUUGGAGUCUGGCCUGAAGCUUCUUUGCAGCAGUGAAACAUCUAUCAGCGCAGUAUGUAAUGCGGUUCGCCAUGCCUCCAAAACGUUAAUGAAUUGGCCUCUCGAGAAUUGUGAACGGGCUUUGAGCCAGCUUUUUUUCCUUGGAUUGAAACUUCUCAACGUAAACCAAGGAUCUAUGGAGACCGUGGGAAGUAGUAGUAGUUCUUCAGUGCUGCCGAAACUUUGGAAGAUUUUAUCAGCUACUUUGUGGCCUCUGUUGGGCAGAACAAUUAUGGAAAGCAAGGAUCUUAUUAGCGGCAAUCAUGAGUUGAUGUUAACCCGGAUGCUUCAGCUCUUGCCAUUUGUAUGCAAGCACAUACCAAUGGCGUUUCGGAAUGCACUAUUCGGAAAUCUUCAUCCAUCACGGAAUAGCAUGAACUGGUUCCAUGAGUUUCUAGCUCUAGGCGGUCUGGCUUCAAGAGCAGUACUUAGAUGGUGGCAGAAUGCAGCCUGCGCUAUCGUUGACAAUUUGGUACAAUCAGGGUCCUUAUCUUCAUCCUUAAAAGACAUAAUUAGCGAUUUUCUCAAGCCAGAGUGUCCUCUGGAUGAAGACCAACAGCGGCAACUGAAGUCGCUUAUAGAAUCUUCUUCUGCUAGCCAUUCUUUUGCUAGGAGUGGGCAUGAUUCACCUGCGUUUCACAAAACCUCAGAUUUGGAAGGUUCCACUGGCAUUGGUCCACAAAUGACAGCAGCUGUUAUUGACCUGGAUUCCGAGGAUGAAGACGCUGAUGAGGACAGACAGCGUCAGUUAAGGGUCGUCGAAGUGAUCGACCCCAAAGGACUAAACAGUGAUGUCAUUGACUUGGAAAGACUGGAUCAUGUUACUUCAGCUAUGUGUGGUGUAUCUGUGAAGGCCCACAAAGACCAUGACGGUAAAGAUCGGAUUGACAAGGAAGAGGAGGUGGAAGUGGAAGAGGAGAUGGAAGAUGAAGAGGAGGUGGAGGCUGAAGAUCCAGCUGAUAACGUUCCAUUAGCUUCUCUGUUUCUGAAGCCGCAAUCAGUGCAAACUUCUCGCAUUGUGAUUUCUCAAACGCGAAAAUCAGGUGGAAACAGGCUUGGAACUUUAGAUAAAUAUGUUCAUAGGUCACUGAAGCUACCCACUACAUGUCCAGUUAAGAAAAAGCGAUCUGUUUUCCAAACCAAGCUUCGUGCAGCACCCUUGGCACCCAAUUAUCAAAUCCCUCCAUUAAUCUCCAAGCAGCCCACUGGCAACAAAGAGCAGGUUUCAGCUGGUAAACAGCCAGUCGUGGCAGAAUCUGUCCACAAAAACAAGCCACAGGUUUUGGCAGAUGAUACAUUAUCAAAGCCGGUAGGGCAUGCCCUACGAGAUGGUGCUGUUUUGCGAGAGUUGGUAAUGGAUGAUGAUGAUGAGCUAACAAAGGCUCUAAAUGCGCGUAAGUUGUCAAUGCGCGAUGGUAUGGGGAAGGAGAAGCGUAAGAUCAUGACUUUGCAAAUGCCUGGAGAGCAGAUAAGACCUAGUCCGUUAGCACGACCUGUACCUGUGCGGGCACCCCCUCCUAAAAUGGACAUGUGGUACCGACAGAUCUUAUGUAUGGAUUACUUUUCUACCGUUGGGCUUGAAUGUCUCUGGGUCGAGGACCGUUGUGAGACCGCCCCAUUGACUAAGAUUCCAUCAACGUUCCCAUCGGUGGAGAAGUACAAAGAAAUUUUCCAGCCAUUCCUUUUGGAGGAGUUCAAGGCACAGCUGCACAAUGAAUAUCGAGAGCUGUCACUGUCCGAUGGGAAAACCUGUUCAGUCUUGCGAUUAAUGUCUCUAGAGCGUGUUGAUGAAUUUCAGAUUGGACGAUUUUUAGCUGAUGUAGGAGAAGAUGCUGCGCGGACGUGGACUGAAAGUGAUUUGUUACUGCUGACGAGAUAUCGUUUGCAGAUAAAUGAGCCACAAAGUUGUCAUAUUCUCGCUAAGGUGGACCGGAAACCAGAAAGAGAAUUCCGGGGUACUACUACUACUAUUGUGCUCAAGCUUUGUAUGCCGCUUGGGAAUAGUCGUCUUCAAAAUGCUAAAAAGUAUUUGGUCGUUCGCAGCAAGUGGCACUUAACCCGUGUGAUGAAUUUGUCUACGCAAUUACGAGAAUUCCAAGCUCUUUCUGCCAUUGGCAACCUCCCUCUUUCGCGACUUGUUCUGUGUCCAUCUACUUCUGAGAAAACUAAUUUAUUGAAGAAUGGAACAGCUGGGUUAAAAGAUCUAACUGCAGAGCUUGGUGAUAGAAUUAAAGCUGAUUACAAUGAGAGUCAGGUUUCAGCUAUUGCUGCAGCUGUGGGGAGACAAGAUAUUGCUGCUGCAGACCACCAGCUUGCCUUGGUGCAAGGACCCCCCGGCACAGGUAAAACUCGAACUAUUGUUGGUAUCGUUAGUGCGUUGCUAGCUUGGGAACCGCAGUCCUCCAAAACCUCAGAUAAGAACAACCAGCGUGUAUCUACGAAUGCAAGAGGUGGUGGUGCUGUUCGACCAUCUGUUUCCAGCUCUGUUGCUCUUGCAAGAGCCUGGCAACAUGCAGCGUUGGCACUUGAGAUCAGUGGCGGGAAGGAAAACUUAUCAGGAAAAGACAAGGAGGCCACCAUGAACCGUGGAGGAUGUGGAAAAAGAAGAAUCCUUGUUUGUGCUCAGUCCAAUGCUGCUGUUGACGAACUAGUAGCUCGAUUGUGCAAGGAUGGCAUUUAUGGCAAGCACGGAGAUUUUUUCCGACCACUUUUGGUAAGGGUUGGAAACGUGAAUAGUAUCCACCCAGCCUCUAUGGAUAUCUUUAUCGACACUUUGGUGGGAAAGAGACUUGCAGCUGAGAAAAAUGCAACCAGUAUUGAUGAUAACAGGCAGCAGAAGACUGUCAUGCUUCGUCGAAAGUUGGAGGAGGUGAUUGAAUCAAUACAGGUUUUGGAGGCUUCUCAUGCUAAACGAUGCGGAGGUGAUACUGUGAGUAAAGACACGCCCAGUGGCCAUUCCAUCAGCCCCUCUGGUCAGGAUGCCAAGGAGUUUCUAGCUACAUCUGCAGAGAACGAGAAUCUGGAUGCUGAAACAUCAAAAAGGGUGGAGCGUGUUGUUCAGGAAGGGGAAUCUGCUGUGCAAGGGAAGCUCAACACUCUUUAUAGCAAGCGGCGUCAGUUAUCAUCUGAGCUUGCUAGUGCAGAAAAGGAAGAGAAACUACUUCGUAAAGAGGAGUGGGCAAAGCGACAGGAAAUGCGGAGGGCUGUCAUCCGAGAGGCGGAUGUAGUUCUCACCACACUCAGUGGGAGUGGAGCAGAUGUAUAUAGUGCUUGCAUGGAGACUUUUGUCCCUGUAAAAAAGUUUGGAGGGCGAAAAGAUGUUCCAGAAGAUGAUUUUUUCAGUGCAGUGGUCAUUGAUGAAGCCGGCCAGGCCCUUGAACCAGCAACAUUGAUUCCGCUUCAGCUCCUAAAACAAACUCACGCAAGAUGUGUGUUGGUUGGAGAUCCCAAGCAGCUCCCUGCAACUGUCAUUUCACAGGCCGCCGUGAAGAUGGGGUAUGCUACCAGUAUGUUCGAGCGUCUGCAGCGAGCCGGAUAUCCUGUGACAAUGCUCAGUACUCAAUAUCGGAUGCACCCAGAAAUCCGGCGAUUUCCGUCUGCGCAUUUUUAUGACAACCAGUUGACAGAUGGUCUUGUUGAAGGGUCUAGAAAGGCGCCUUUCCAUAGUGAAUGGUGUUUUGCACCUUACGUUUUCUUUGAUGUAGUCGAUGGUUUCUCACGAACUACAAAUUCCAAUUCGUUAAUCAAUGACGCUGAAGCUGAUGCUGCUCUAAAUAUUUAUCGAUUUUUGCUGCAAAGGUAUCCAAAAGAAACAAAUUCACGAAGUUUUUCGGUUAUUACCCCGUAUAAACAGCAGCUGAACGUCAUUCAGCAACGUUUCAUUCGAUCUUUAGGUUCAGCGAAAGCCUUGAACAUCGAAUUCAACACUGUGGAUGGUUAUCAGGGACGUGAGGUGGAUAUUCUCAUUUUCUCCACUGUCCGUGCAUCGGACAAACCAGGGAUUGGGUUUGUAGCAGAUAUUCGUCGAAUGAAUGUUGCACUCACUCGUGCAAGGUUCUCUCUGUGGAUCGUUGGAAAUGCUUCUGCGCUGCAACAAAAUUCCGAUUGGGCUGCGUUGCUUUCAGAUGCGAAAAUGAGGCAGUCAUAUUUCCCUAUAAAGUACCCAUAUUCUUUCCAAGAUGGGGUGAACUCUAAGCCACUGAGACCAGUAAGUCCACCUCCAGGGUCGCCAAUGCAUAAUCUAACAAGCAGCGAAGCAUCUACCGGGAUUACCGUGUCAUCUGAAUUAAGCCAUGUAGUUCAAAACUCGACGGCAAGGGCAGAACAUGGAAAGGUGAAAUCAAACAGGGGUGAAGUCAUCGAUUCCUUGAAACCAGAUAUUCAACCAGGACGAAUUGAGCACACACCGCUGGAAAACGAAAGCAGCAGUGGAGCUCAAACCGUGGGGAGUCACUCUAAACAACUGCAUCCAAGUGCUGGGAAACAGACACAGAAUACUACAGUGGGCGAACCUUUAAUACUGCGACAUGAUUCAUUUGUCAGAGAUGAAUGUAACAAACAGUCAAGGACUAGUGCGUUAGGGAACAAAAACGAUAAGGAUCAGCACUCAGAUAGCCUAAGAGCUUUGACAAUCGACACCCACUCAGGAAGACGAGGAAGAUCUCGGGUUGAUGUUAGUGGCGUUCAGGAUUCCAGCUCCCGGAGCAGAAAGGAGGUAGGUUCUAGAAGAGAUAGCGCCAAAAUUGAGACUAAUGAUAAUGAGAGAAGAAACUCCGAGAAUUCUCAAGCAAUCAUUAGUGAAGGUGGUCCGGGUCAUAAUUUUGAGCUUUCGAACGACAUUGGUCUUGGUCCGGAUAAGAUCAAAAGAUCUUCCUCUAAGGAAGUUCGGACUGGUUCGAGUCGGGCUAUGAACAGCGCUGUUCCUACUGUAGAUGUUAAUCAAGACUCUACGCGCUCGUCGAGAGAGAGUUCUAGAAAAACAAACGUAGACAGAUUUGAUCGGAAUCGAUCGAGCUCCUGCGAUCGCGGCAGUAUGUCGCAUGCUGUUGCAUAUCCGGAUGCAAGCUUGUUAAGUUCUGAGCCAUGUACUGAUACUAGGUUCGAUUCCUGCACAAGUACAUCCGCUAUUCAUGGUGACGGUCGGAGGUCUCCGUCCGGACAUGGCAGUACAAAUUCUCCACUCACAACAUCUUCUGUGGUAGAGAGUGAGUGGGAACUUUAUAUGAGAAGACUGCGAGAGGAAAAGCAGAUUGGAAACUCCAUUCGAGACAAGCGUAUUGAUCAAGUUCCAAACCCUGGUCCAGACAGACGGACCAACCGAACUGCUCGUUCUGAUUUAGAUUUACGGACGAAACAAGCUCAAAGAUCUGAAGUAGGCUUACAGAAUAGACAAACUGGGAAGCCUAAUUCAAUUACACGUCCAAGACAUGCAGAGAAACCCGAUUCGAGUAUGCGGAGCCACCAGAUUGGCAAACAUGAUUUGCAUGCACAGACAACACAGGCUGGGAAAAAUUUUGCAGUUAAGAGGCCACCUACACAUCCUCCUCCUAACAAGAAACAAAAGGUUGCAGGAGAGGCGUCAGGUGUACCAAACAUCGCAACUGGUUCAACUUUGGACGAUAUCCUGUCAGGAUUAGGUAGCCUAAGCCGCUCGCAAGUUAUAGGAACUAGAGUGAUCGACCAACCGUCGACACGAAAACAUACAACACACCGUCCCUAGUAUUGUGGUUAUGUAAGGUCAUCAUUUCAACUUCGGACGUCAAAGGACUAUGUUGGAUAAUGAAUUAAUCGCACCUAUUGGAGACAUCUUAUGUCAUGACAUGUAGUGUCAUGCACAUAAUUAAUAGGUCAAGUUUGUACAUAGAUGAGUAAUAUGUAGUUUGAUGUAGUACAUUUUUGAUAGAAGAAUUCUAAUUUUUGGCCAUUGUAAUUUAUUCUUGUUUUGUUUGUUA